Molecule: messenger RNA, 2458 nt
Organism: Anneissia japonica
Lineage: Eukaryota; Metazoa; Echinodermata; Crinoidea; Comatulida; Comatulidae
Product: amidase-like
Exons: 11
Coding region: 70-1626 (518 amino acids)
Molecular function (GO): catalytic activity
Source: RefSeq, a predicted model, not a curated record
UUAUAUUUGUUCGAAAUAAACCGCGACCGCAGUGAGGCGCGACGACCGAAUGAUCGGCUAACACACACAAUGUGUGCAUUUAAUAUAUUUUCUGCAAGACCAGUAAGGGUGCCCAGCAUCAAGAAAAUUUUUCAGUUAAGUGCACGAAUUGGCUGUGACCUCUCAGAGGUCGAGGCAUGUCAGUAUCAAGAUGUGAUGGGCAGCAUGUUGGAAGGUGUUAACAUAGUUGAUGCUAUUCCAGAACCCACUUUACCGGUCAAAUAUCCAAGGACUCCUGGUUAUAGACCACCCGACCAUGAAAAUCUUCACAGAGCAUGGUAUUGGAAAACUAACAUAAUUGGUGCCAAAGAAGGAAUCUUAAAAGACAAGAGAAUAGUGCUGAAAGAUACAAUUGCUGUAGCUGGGGUUCCCAUGAUGGCUGGUUCAUGGCUCACUGAAAACUAUGUCCCAGAGUUUGAUGCCACAGUCACAACCAGAAUCUUGGAUGCAGGUGGUGUAAUUGCUGGAAAAUCAGUUUGUGAAGAUUGGUGUUAUUCUGAUUCAAGCUUCACUGCAGCCAAAGGCCCUGUUCUUAAUCCUGUUGAAAACACUGUGACGGCAGGAGGCUCAAGUUCAGGAAGUGCUGUGUUGGUAGCUACCGGGGAAGUGGACAUGUCGCUUGGAGGUGAUCAAGGAGGCUCGAUUCGUACACCUGCCAGUUGUUGCGGUAUUGUGGGGCUUAAGCCGACCCAUGGGCUAGUUCCAUACACGGGAAUCCUCCCAUUAGACUUUAGCCUUGAUCAUGUUGGUCCGAUGGCAAGAAAAGUGUAUGACUGUGCCUUACUACUUGAGGCGAUAGCAGGCUAUGAUGAUGGUCUCGAUCCAAGACAGCCAGACACAAUUAAGAGUCAUCAAUACACAAAAGAGCUAGGUGGCUCAAGUCUGAAGGGCUUCAGUAUCGGUAUAUUGAAAGAAGGAUUUGAUCAAGAGACCUCUGAUUCAAGAGUAGAUAAAAUGGUAAAGAAGUCUGCAUUUCAACUUAUUUCCCUGGAUGCCAAGGUUGAAGAAGUGUCAGUACCAAUGCAUAUUACUGGCAGAGCGAUAGCCAGCGUUAUUGCACUACAUAGUGUUGUUGACACCAUGCUGCGAGGAGGAAGUGCAGGAACAGGUUACAAAGGAUUCUACCCAACAAGCUGGAUAGAUGCCAUUGGAAGAAGCCUACAGUCUCAGCCCGAUGACCUGCCUCCUAAUGUCAAGGCUUGUUGGAUGCUCGGUGAAUACUUGAAACAUGAAUACCGGAACAAAUACUAUGCAAAAGCACAGAACAUCCGUCGUUUGCUGACAGAGGACUUUGAGAAAGCCUUUGAGAAAUUUGAUGCAAUCGCUAUGCCAACUCUUCCUUUCCUACCGCCUAAGAUGCCAUCAUCUACUUUAACAAUAAAAGAAUACACCUCUGAAGCAUUGUUUGAUAAUUACAAUUUGCAUACAUUCAACGCUACAGGCCAUCCUGCACUUUCCAUUAACGCUGGAUUUGUUGAUGGUCUGCCUGUUGGCAUGAUGCUUGUUGGAAGAAAGUUUGAUGAACAUAACUUGCUGAAAGUUGCAUAUGCUUUCGAAAAGCUUAGGGAUAAGAUAGCAGCACAGUGAUGAGCUGCUAUUGUUGGCAUUUCAUUCUGUUUGAUAAAUGUGACAAUGAUUAUCAAUUAGGGUGUUGUUGAUGUUGAAGAUAAUAAUGGUGAUCAAUGGACUGAUGGUGAUUAUAGGGAUGAUAAUAACAUUUGAACCUCCAGCAUUUAAACUCUUUUGGCAUAUUUCCAUUGUCAAGGAUCAUUCAUGUACAAUUUAGGCUCAAUUUGUGUUUUUGAAUUAUCAUGAUAACAAAUAAUAAAUUUAGUAUAUGGGUUGUGUUAAAUAUCUGACCCUUAAUUUCUGAAAUGUUUUUUUUUUAACAUGUAUAAUUCCUCAUGGAUCAUUUCUGUAAAAUUUCAGCUUAGACAUGAUUUAAAAAUCUGGCCUUUGAUAUUUUACUUUUAACCUUCCACCUUGCAAAUAUUUGUUAGUCUGAAUGGUAACUUGCACUCUUUUUCUUAUUACCAUGACAAGCCUGGUUCAAGUCGAAGUUAAGUCACUUAUCUAAAUCUUGAAAUAUGAUAUGAUUUUCCCUAGUUGAUUUCGAUGCCAAGUUAGAGCCAGAUAAACAGUCAGCCAGCUUCAAGGCAGUCGACGUCACACGGUGGAAAGGCUUGCUUAAUAAAACAGCUGCUGUAUUUUACGAACCUCUAGUACCAAGUGGUAUUUGUAAAAAAAACUGACAAAAUUUGUAAACUACUUUAGAUCUGGUGUCAGUUUCCACUACCUAGCCUAGCCAACCAGUACAAACCAAACGACAGUGCAGCAGCGUGUUCUAUUUUAAUUGCUAGCAUUCUCCCAUUUAACAAAAUAUUGUUUUAAUUUUCAUUAAAACGUCCUGUAUACCUUA